Pedinophyceae sp. YPF-701 is the source of this 1596-nucleotide messenger RNA. Lineage: Eukaryota; Viridiplantae; Chlorophyta; Pedinophyceae. The record is from the annotation of a GenBank genome assembly.
AUGCACGAGAGGCUCAUUGCGAUCGCGCGCAUGCGCGAAGAUGCCGCCGCGCUGUCGCGGGCGACGUCUGCUCGCAAGGCGCAGCUCCACGAGGACAAGCGCGCCGAGCUGGCGCGCUUCACCGCGGCGCUCACGCAGCAGGUGCGAGCCGCGGAGAACGCGCUCGACGGGCACCUCCAGGAGGUCCACAGCUGGCAGCAGCGGGCCUCGGACCUGGCCCAGCUGCUCUCCAUGGCCCUGCGCGGCACCCAGCCGUGGCCGUCCCCGGCCGAGUGGGCCGCGCUCGAGGCCCGCAUCGCCUCGCUCCGCUCCUCGAUCCCCUCCUCCAACGUCGCGGCCCUCGUCAACGCCGUCGCGGCCCUCCCGAGCGCCCGCCCGCCCGCCGGCGCGGCCCCGGGCGCGACCGGCGACGCCGCCGCCUCCGCGCAGGCCCAGACGGCCGCGGCGGAGGCCCAGGCGGACCUCGUGCGCCUCCGGACGCGCCUCGCGGAGGCCGAGGACCGCGAGCAGCGCGCGCAGGAGGCGCUAGCGUCGCGGGAGAAGGCGUGCCGGGACCUGGAGGACGCGUGCGGGACGCUCAAGUGGCAGGUGUCGGCGCUGCAGGCGCGGCUGGGCGCGGCGGAGCGCGGGCGGCGGGAGGAGAUGGAGCCCGCGGAGGCCCUGGCGGACCUGACUCAGCGACUGGACCGGAUGCUGGACGUGGGGCCGGAGUCGGACGCGCGCGAGCUCGGGGACGCGGUCGCGGCGCUGAAGGACGCGACGGGCGUGGGGUCGGCGUUCGCGGCGGCGGCGUCCGCGCCCGAGGACAGCGCGCGGCAGCGGCGCGGGCGUGGCGUCGAGGCCGGGGCGGCGGUGGGGGCGGCGGGGGCGCUCGCGACGGUGGCGGGGGGUCCGGCGACGCUCAAGGACCAGUACCGGCGCAUGGUGGUGGCGAUGCGCGUGCGGUUCGACCAGGAGCGGGAGCUGUGGGAGGCGAAGCUGGCGGCGCAGCGCGAGGGGCACGAGCGGCGGCUGGCGGAGCUGGGGCACCCGACGCAGGUGUCGGUGGAGGAGGAGAACGAGGCGCUGCGGGCGGAGAACGAGCGGCUCGCGGUGCACCUGCGGUCGCUGCGGCAGGAGGCGAGCGACAGUGCGCAGUACCUGUUGUUGAAGCAGCGCGCGGAGAGCGAGGCGCGGGGCCGCGAGCUGCGCGAGCGGUACGCGCGGGACGUGGCGGCGGCGCGGACGCGCGCGCAGGAGCUGUCGCGGGAGCUGGAGAGCGUGCGCACGGGGACGUGGGCGGCGGAGCAGCUGACGGAGGAGCGGAUGGUGCACGACGCGGUGGCGGCGGCGGCGGUGGCGCGCGCGGAGGAGGCGCACCGCGCGGAGCUGGCGGAGCUGCAGGGCGCGGCGGCGAAGGAGCUGGCGGAGCGGGAGGAGGCGAUGGGGCUGCUGCUGCACGAGCUGCGGGGCCCGACGUCGCUGGCGCACGGGCCGGAGUGGGAGGCGUGUCAGGCGGCGGGGCACUCGACGAAGGACCCGGGGUGCUACGUGCGGUCGGAGCACUACUACCCGACGGGGCUGCUGAAGACGAUCGUGGCGGGGCGGCAGAGCUGA